AUAACGUUUGUUUCAAGUCAGUUUACAAGACCAUAUCGCAAAAUGACUCUACGUUGGGGCAUCGUAUCCGCUGGAAAAAUCACCAAUGACUUCGCGAAUGCUUUCAACACGUUUCCAGAUGUGGGGGACCAGGUCUUAGCCGCGAUUGCCGCUCGAGACUGGAGUAGAGCUAAAGAGUUUGCCACACUGCACAAGAUUCCUAAAGUAUUUGACAGCUACGAGGAUAUGGCUAAGAGCAAUUCUCUAGAUAUCGCAUACAUCGGUGCAUUGAACCCCGACCAUUAUAAUCUUUCAAAGCUUUUCCUUGAGAAUGGCAAGCACGUGCUAUGUGAGAAGCCACUUUGGUUAAACUUGAAGCAAACGCAGAGUUUGGUCAACAUCGCCAAACAAAAGAAGCGCUUUUUAAUGGAAGCAGUUUGGUCCCGAUUCUCGCCGAUUUACUUGGCGUUGGAGAAAGCGGUGCAAGCUGGGGAAUUCGGAGAGGUGAAACACGUGGACGUUACUUUUGGAACCCCAAUUGCGAUGAUAGAAAAAAAUAGAAAGAAGGAACUUGGAGGGAGCUCGAUACUAACUAUUGGAAUAUACGCGCUCCAAUUCGCACAAUUCAUAUUCAAAGAUGAGCCCGUCAAAGUAACGGCUGUUGGGAACCUGAACGAGUUGGGUGUAGAUGUUACUGAGACAGUAGUUCUGGAGUACCAAGGUGGUAGACGCGCUGCCCUCAACGUGGAUUCGACAGUUAAGUUGUGGAAUAAAGCAACUGUCGUAGGGACUAAAGGCAGGAUAACGCUUGAAGACCCUUUCCAUUUUCCGGAAGUUAUGAUCCGCGUGGAUGGAACAGUUGAAAAAAUACCCUUGCAUACUUCCAACAUCCCAUUUAAAUUUAUGAACAGCGCAGGACUUGUGUACCAGACUCUUGAAGUGGCUAAAUGCAUUAGAAAAGGUCUCUUUGAGUCCCCAAGGAUGCCGCACAAAGAGAGUCUUGUGUUGGCUAAACUUGAAGACACUGUUAGAAGACAAAUCGGCGUUCAUUUUGAUGCAGACGAUGAAAAAUACCCGUAACCAGGUUUAAACUACGAGGAGCUUAAACUCAGAUAAGAGCAUUAGGUGCUAAGUGUUAAUGCCACAUAAGUGCCACUUGUGGUCUAAACUGAAUAAAUAUUUUUUGAUUUUGAUUUUGAAUGUUGUCCCAAAUAAAAAAUAAAUUAUACACAUAACAUACACUUUACUUUGCGCCAUCCAGGAUAUUUUACUUUUUGGCAUAGAAAACAGCUAGACCAAAAAAAGCAAGAGACAUGUUCAUGCCCACAAAUAUUUGUUACUGUGCAGUGAUCAAACUCGCGACCUCUGAGAGUACUUCGGGCCAGUAGCGGCGUAAGGGGGGGGCGGUGGGGGCGGUCCGCCCCGGGUGCCAAGCAUCAGGGGGUGACA
Messenger RNA from Ostrinia furnacalis (Asian corn borer), 1428 nucleotides. Its product is annotated as trans-1,2-dihydrobenzene-1,2-diol dehydrogenase-like. The transcript is spliced from 7 exons. Gene Ontology annotation, molecular function: nucleotide binding. Lineage: Eukaryota; Metazoa; Arthropoda; Insecta; Lepidoptera; Crambidae. The record is from RefSeq and is a predicted model, not a curated record. Bases 43 to 1059 code for a protein of 338 amino acids.